Messenger RNA from Nicotiana attenuata, 1284 nucleotides. RefSeq names its product (S)-ureidoglycine aminohydrolase. Gene Ontology annotation, molecular function: ureidoglycine aminohydrolase activity. The transcript has 13 exons. The record is from RefSeq and is a predicted model, not a curated record. NCBI's taxonomy places the organism in Eukaryota, Viridiplantae, Streptophyta, Magnoliopsida, Solanales, Solanaceae. The coding region runs from base 66 to 1016 and encodes 316 amino acids.
CUGAAGCAACAACAAGACAAAAAAACCAAAACAAUCAAUAAGAACCCCUCAGUAUCUGGACUGUAAUGUGUACAUUGGGCAAUCUCAAAAUGCAGUCUUUUUCACCAUUUUCCUCUCUUUCUUUCUUCCUCCUGUUAACAAUUCUUUCAGGUUUUGUGAAAACUGCCUUAACCCAAGAUGGGUUUUGCUCUGCACCAUCAAUUCUUGACGCUGAUUCUGAUUCCAGCUCUCAGCCGCUUUACUGGAAAGUUACUAACCCCACACUCUCCCCUUCUCAUCUCCAAGACUUGCCGGGAUUUACUCGUAGUGUGUAUAAGAAGGACCAUGCUUUCAUUACUCCUGAAAGCCAUGUAUUCAGCCCUUUGCCUGAUUGGUCGAAUACUUUAGGCGCCUAUCUAAUCACACCAGCAAUCGGCUCGCAUUUCGUCAUGUACUUGGCAAAGAUGCAAGAAAAUUCAAAAUCGGGGCUCCCUCCUAGUGGUGUUGAAAGGUUCAUAUUUGUGGUCCAGGGAAGUGUGGUUCUCACCAACAUGUCCGGGAAUGUCCACAAACUAACAGUUGAUUCGUAUGCUUAUCUGCCUCCCAAUUUUGAUCAUGCAGUGGAAACUGAUGCAGCUGCUACUCUUGUUGUAUUUGAAAGGAGGUAUUCUAGCUUGGAAAAUCAUGUUACUGAGCAAAUUGUUGGUUCAACAGAAAAGCAGCCCCUUCUUGAAACUCCUGGCGAGAUUUUUGAGCUAAGGAAGCUUCUGCCAACAUCUUUAGCUUAUGAUUUCAAUAUACACAUCAUGGAUUUCCAACCAGGAGAAUUCCUCAAUGUCAAGGAAGUUCAUUAUAACCAGCAUGGUUUGCUGCUUUUGGAGGGGCAAGGUAUUUAUCGACUGAGUGAUAGCUGGUACCCCAUUCAAGCCGGUGAUGCUAUUUGGAUGGCACCAUUUGUGCCUCAGUGGUAUGCUGCACUGGGAAAGACACGUUCGCGCUACUUGUUGUACAAAGAUGUAAACAGGAAUCCACUGUAGUGACAUUCGGCAGAUCGCUCUGUUCUGAGUAUCGGUUCGAACAGCAUGCUUUGCACAAUGCUGUGCAAUGUCACUUUUUCUCCUUGAUCACCCUAUCUUUUGGGCUGACAUAAACCUUAUGUGCAUUUAUUGAAUUCUUAGUUAAAACAAUCACCUAUCAUUGUUGGCUUUGUCAGAAUGAGGAAAGAAAGAACUUAAAUAUUUCCAAAUAUCUUGCCAUGUUAUCUUAGCAUGAGAAAGGACAUACGAGAAUGAUACGUCAUACGUC